AUGGUGCAGCAUGCUGUAGAAUGGCACUUCAACCCACCGCAUGCCAGUCACACUGGGAGUGCUUGGGAAAGAAUGAUUAGGUCUACGCGCACCAUACUCAAAGCUCUUGCGAGAGAACAACUACUUACAGACGAGAAAUUAUUGACCCUGAUAGCUGAGACAGAAAGAAUACUCAACGACAGACCGAUAACUCCUGUAAGCAGCGACCCAAGAGAUCCGCCUGCAUUGACACCAAAUAUGCUUCUUUUAAUGAAGUCUAAUACUAGUAUUCCGAGUGGAAUUUUCAAGAAGGAAGACGGUUACAGCAAGAGGUGGUGGAGACAGAUCCAAUACCUAGCAGACACAUUCUGGAAGAGGUGGAUUAAAGAGUAUUUGCCUACCCUGCAAACUCGACAGAAGUGGCAGAGAGAAACACGUGACGUACAAGUCAAUGACGUGGUGCUCCUGGUGGAAGACAAAGUACCGAGAGGGCAGUGGCCGCUUGGCAGAGUUACCGAAAUCAUUGAGGGUAGGGAUGGGCAUAUACGUAAAUGUAAGGUUCAAUCUAGGAAUUCGAGCUGCGUGAGACCAAUUACGAAGUUAUGUCUGUUAGAAGCUCAGAGUGAUUAA
This is a messenger RNA of Mercenaria mercenaria, 609 nucleotides long. RefSeq lists its product as uncharacterized. Lineage: Eukaryota; Metazoa; Mollusca; Bivalvia; Venerida; Veneridae. Bases 1 to 609 code for a protein of 202 amino acids. The transcript has a single exon. The record is from RefSeq and is a predicted model, not a curated record. Gene Ontology annotation, molecular function: nucleic acid binding.